AUGAAACCGGCUGUCUUCCCCGGCCCACUCCCCCAGCAGCAGCCGGUGAAACCAGUCUUCCCGGGCCCACCAGCCCUGCAGCAGCAACCGGUGAAACCCGUUUUCUGGGGCCCGCCUGCCCCGGAGCAGCAGCAGCAUCAGCAGCCGGUGAAACCGGUUUUCCCGGCUCCACCCCUGGCGCAGCAGCAACCGGAGAAACCGGCUGGCGCGGGCGGGAACUGGCUCUUAGCCGGUUACCUGGCGCACGAGUUUCUCAACAAGGGCACCUUACUUGGCAAGCCCUGGGACGCCGCCGCUGCCGCCGCCGCCGCCGCUAGGCCGCCAGAUCGCCGCCGGCCGGAGACAACGGAGCAGCAGAGAAGGAAGCCGGCGGCGGUGGCGGCGGCGGCGUACGAGGAGGUGACCCACCUGCUGAAGACGGAGGGGGCCCACAUCCCGGGUGUCGUCAAUCCCAGUCAGCUGGUGCUUUGGCUACAGAUGUGA
This is a messenger RNA of Spirodela intermedia, 483 nucleotides long. Lineage: Eukaryota; Viridiplantae; Streptophyta; Magnoliopsida; Alismatales; Araceae. The record is from the annotation of a GenBank genome assembly.